This is a messenger RNA of Alnus glutinosa, 1296 nucleotides long. RefSeq names its product protein TEEBE-like. The transcript has 4 exons. Bases 16 to 1125 code for a protein of 369 amino acids. NCBI's taxonomy places the organism in Eukaryota, Viridiplantae, Streptophyta, Magnoliopsida, Fagales, Betulaceae. The record is from RefSeq and is a predicted model, not a curated record.
AAAAAAACUUCUUCCAUGGCUUUGUUUCUUUCUCUUUGUCUUGUGUUUUUGUUCUCUCUCUGCAACGGUUCUGCUUCUGAAGCUAUCAGUACUCUGCAUCUUGAUGGGCUGCUCCCAAAUGGCGACUUUGAAGAAUCACCCGCGAAAGCAAACCUCAAGAAGACGGUGAUCGUAGGGAAAUACUCUCUCCCGAAAUGGGAAAUCAACGGCUUGGUGGAGUACGUCUCGGGAGGGCCGCAGCCCGGCGGCUUCUUCUUCGCCAUUCCUCGCGGGGUUCACGCGGUGAGGCUCGGCAAUGAGGCGUCCAUCUCUCAGAAUUUGACAGUGAAUGUAGGCGCAAUCUACUCGCUCACCUUUGGAGCCACGAGGACCUGCGCACAAGACGAGGUGCUCAGGGUCUCAGUUCCCGGUCAGUCGGCAGAGCUUUCGAUUCAGACCAUUUAUGACAGUAAUGGGGGUGACACUUAUGCUUGGGCUUUCAAGGCAACUUCUAAGGUUGUUAAGGUGAGCUUUCACAACCCUGGGAUUCAGGAGGAUCCCAGCUGUGGACCACUCUUGGAUGCCAUUGCAAUCAAGGAGCUGCCGCCCAUCAAAAUUACUAAAGGUAACCUCGUGAAAAACAGUGGCUUUGAAAUUGGCCCGCACGUGUUCAAGAACUUCUCAACUGGAAUCCUCCUCCCUCCCAAGCAACUAGACCUAAUUUCACCACUCCCCGGGUGGAUCAUCGAGUCCCUGAAACCGGUGAAGUACAUCGACAAGAAGCACUUCUUCGUCCCCUCGGGCCUGGCUGCAGUCGAAUUGGUGGCGGGGCGUGAAAGCGCCAUUGCCCAAAUCAUCAGAACGUUCCCCGACAAGUUCUACAACCUCACAUUCACCAUUGGAGAUGCAAAGAACGCUUGCCAUGGCUCCAUGACGGUCGAAGCCUUUGCCGCUAAGGAAACUUUGAAAGUUCCUUAUGUGUCUCGAGGAAAGGGUGGGUUCGUUACUGCAAGUUUCAAGUUCCGAGCAAUUUUCGCUAGGACCAGGAUAACGUUUUUCAGUGCCUACUAUCACACAAGGCUUCACGACUACGGUCAAAUGUGCGGUCCCGUCUUGGAUGAUGUUAGGGUGUUUCCAGUCUAUUAAUAUAUCAUAGCAAUUUUUUGAAUAAUUUUGAGUUACAAGAUUUAUAUUUCUGUGUGGAAGCAGGGGUUUUGUAACCGCACAAUUUUAAUCACCUAGUAAACUUUCUUAAUUUAGCGAAAGGUCAUGGGAGUCAUAUAUAUAUAUAUAUAUAUAAAGUUUAGUUUUGAUUUA